This is a messenger RNA of Adelges cooleyi (spruce gall adelgid), 1487 nucleotides long. RefSeq lists its product as uncharacterized. The transcript has 5 exons. Bases 434 to 1231 code for a protein of 265 amino acids. The record is from RefSeq and is a predicted model, not a curated record. Lineage: Eukaryota; Metazoa; Arthropoda; Insecta; Hemiptera; Adelgidae.
CGUUCUGUGCCGGAUUGCCCUGCACCGACGUGGCGUCCGGUGUUCAGACAAUGGGAAAUACGACGCUAUAGAAAUCACAAUAAAGAUUAUUAUAGCUUAUGCACACUGCUCAAUUUGUAUUAAUUGUCCCGGUCUGGAAACGAGGUCAAACGGAUAUACCAACAAAGGGAACCCGUUGAUAAAUUGAACGGUCGAUGAAUACUAGCGUUUCUCGCAGAUGGCUUAAUAAACGGCAAUAAUUGUCAGGACGACUAUGCCUGUCAAACAAUUAUUACUAGAGGGGUCGGCUGAGGUUUGUGUCACACACCAGCUCUGGCAAUCGUCAUUCGAUCACGAAGGCUUUACUCGUUCGGUCGCGAAUUUCUUUUGCACAUUUUUAGUGAAUUUCCUAUCAUAAAAACUGUUUCGUUUGUGUGUAUUCGACAACGUCACCAUGUUCAAAAUCUAUAUUGUCUUAUCGGUUGCACUGCUAUCGCUUUGGUUGGACAUUGGUACCGCCACGGGCGGAUCUGGGCUUCAACACGAAUAUACUCACGGCGACCAUAUUAGUGCCGUGCUAUCAGCAAUCGUUGUCAAUUUUACCACCGUCGAUAACAACCAAUACGUCCAAUUUACAUUGUUAGUAGAAGGCGUAGGUCUCACGAAAGAUGUAAUGGUGCGUACGACUUCAGCUUUUAAGGGGCGUGGAUCAUUAUGCUUCACAGAUCAACAAUAUAAGUAUGCCGACUCCGAGAGAAACUCGUUUGAAAUAUUACAAGCUAACGGUACACAAAUGUAUUUAACCAACAAGUUGAAGAUCGAUGAAAAUGUCGUGGAAGGAAAGUUGUUCCUGUGCCUUAACGGACCACGGGUAUCGACCAGAAAUUCGUCACAUGAUCGUUGGGUACAUCAGGGUGAUUUUGGUUGGAUCGUCUGGCCUGUACCACCGAUGUAUCUGUUUCCUAGAUAUGUAUACGAAGUCACCGAACCUGCAAGUGAAUCCAACUCAUUUGAGACAACAACAAGCGACUAUGGAAAAAAAUACAAACAUCGCGGUAACAAGUUACAUUUUUUAAAUGACACGGCUUGGUCCUAUACAAAAAUGAACCGGACGAACACUUUAGUCACCGCUAAUGGCCUCAGGUGCGAAUUCCUCGUCAAAGCCGUUAAAAAGCCAAACUUAUUGGACGACUACAGCAAGUCGGAACCCUCAAACCUUCAGCGUGAAACAGUUUAUUUAUGUGAGCACUAGUCGGCCGUAGCGGAGAAAUACAGAAAAAGCGAUAAUAGAUAACGCCGAAAAAAUUGAGUAAUGCUAAUUAUGCCUGUACUCGAAUUGCACCCAAAUUUAGUUGUUUGAGAGGGUACCUGAAGUCGCACAUAUCACCUAAAUUUUUUUUAGAAAUCAUAUACACUAUUAAACUAUAUGCACGAGUAUUUUGCACUCAUUCUAAAAAUCGAUUUUAUUAUAAUUUUAUCGAGUUAUAAAUAUAAAGUUAUUAUACUCA